This is a messenger RNA of Exaiptasia diaphana, 2529 nucleotides long. Its product is annotated as fructose-1-phosphate phosphatase YqaB. Bases 796 to 1449 code for a protein of 217 amino acids. The record is from RefSeq and is a predicted model, not a curated record. NCBI's taxonomy places the organism in Eukaryota, Metazoa, Cnidaria, Anthozoa, Actiniaria, Aiptasiidae. Gene Ontology annotation, molecular function: beta-phosphoglucomutase activity; sugar-phosphatase activity. The transcript is spliced from 4 exons.
UUUUCGGGAACCUCCCCUCCCUUGCGAAAAAUGAGAAUUUCCCGCUCAAACCUAGCAAUGAGUCACACGGACUCAUCUGUCAAGUCGUGCGAGACUGCAUUGCCUGGAAAUGUUGGAGUCGUGGGUUUAAAAUCCAGUUUGCCAAGAUUCUACAGUGUAGAUUGKCAUCAAUGAGUAUUAAAGUGCAUUUGUAUGGAUUUUCGAUUAGCUUAAGUAAAGGAAGGCUUGAUUGAGAACCGAUAAGGACGUUUUGUGGUUAGAAAAUGACACCGCACUAUCCACGAGUUAACCACAAACUGAAAUUAAUAAAAAGCUAUCUUCAGCGAAUUGCGUUGACGUCCAAGAAAUAAGAAAGAUAUUUCGAAUUUUUGAAUUCAAUGUUGACUACUUAAAAUCACGAAGACRUGCCAAGUGCCACGGUCAGGACACACCUGCGAACGAUCCUAAUAUGGAAGUGUGACGGAAGUGACAACAUCAUAUCAACCUMUGAAACCGGUUUUAGAAACAAGUUUCCGUGUGGUUAAAUGGAUCCGUGCUCGCUUACAUGACCGAGAUAUACUACGGAUUUUCCUAUGAUUGUGUCCAUUUAGAUGAUGAUUGUUCACGCAACCCUUGGAACUUCAGUUAGGAUUAUAUUUCAACUUGGGUUCAGUUGAUACAAAGUCUACAACUGGUUAUAGAUCAAAGUCGAAGAAAAUUUUGGUUAAACGAAACAGCCGUUGCGUGCGGGCCAUAUCUAUUUGACCCGGCGUUUUUAUACACAACAUUAUAACCGUUUCUAUAAAAUUCAAGGAGAUGCCAGUUUUAGGAAUACUCGACGAAGGGCGAGACCUGAUUUCAGACGAUGUCAAAGCUGUUAUCUUUGACUGUGAUGGGACAUUGCUAGAUACUAUGCCACUWCAYUGGAAAGCGUGGUGUCAGAUCUGCUCAGAGACAGGKCUACAAUUCUCGCAAAAAGACUUUUUACGAUUAGCGGGUGUACCCGGCAAAUAUAUCAUUAAAGACUUAGCAAUCGAUCAAUGCAUCGAUCUAGAUCCACUGRAAGUCUACCAGCGAAAAAGAAACUUCUUCCAAAAAGGACUAUCUAAUGUCACGGCUAUUCCGUGCGUUUUUCGUUAUGUUUAUGAAGCUAAAAGGAAGGGAAUACCGAUUGCUGUUGCUUCGGGGAGUUCGCGAAUUCAAGUCGAAAGAGGUAAGAAAUUCAUGAUUUUCUUCGCUAUAAUUACUUUCAGGCUGUCGGACCAAAGUCCCUGUGAUCUUGAAAUCUACACAACAUUCUUGAUUGAAAUUGGCAUCGCUAAUUGGAAUAUAUUAGGAGUAGACCCUGAAGACUGCUGGGGCUUUGAAGACUCGGACAUUGGUUUACAAGCAAUACAUGCUGCUGGGCUAGCAAGGUCAUUUGAUGUGAGAACAUUCAUUGGCUAUCCUCGCAUAUCUUCUACAACAUAGUCCAUACGGGGAUCUACAAUAAUAAUACGUCAAGACAGCCUGUAAAUUGGGCAAUGAUUCACGCUCAGCCACAUACUCAGCAACAUUCAAGAAUAUAAUAUUAUUUCAAAGAAAAAGUGUAUAUAGAACAUCAAGGAAAAUAAACUGAUCCACAUCACAUCACAAAGACAAGAAGUCCUUUAWCRCAGGUGAUGSCUUCUAGUUUCAAUCCUGUCAUUUUGGUGCAACUGUCACAUGAUCAAAGCAUACUAAUGAAUAUCCUAGCCUGGAACAUUGGCAAAAACUCARAACAUCAUUAUCAAGAGGAAAAUAUCAACAGAAUAUAAUAUUUAUUACAAAGAAAAUGGCACCUUUAGAGUUGUUACACUUUAUCCAUGAAAUACUUCAAAACUUAAUGCAUGUAAAACUUCAAUUAACGCAAAGAAAACAGUCAAAAUAAGGUCUACUAGCUAGUAGUCCACUUGCUAUUUCACAGGUUUUAUUUGUAAGUGAAAYAACUCUAUUAGUUAUGCCACCUUUUCAAUGGUCUCUUGUUGUGCCGCCACAGGCAACAACAAGAAGAACAAUUUAUGAAUGAAAAUGAAACGGAAGAAUGAAAAUCAUACUCUCAAUAAUAACAAUAUGAAUGAGAGUCACAAAGUUUUAUUUAUUGUAAACAGCCCUCUUGUUUAUAAAACAACUUUCACGCAGUGUUUAAGCACUGAUAUUGCUGUAGAACUUAACUUACAUUUUGAAUAGUUUUAUAUUUUAAAGAAUUUUAAUAAAAUUAUGAAAUAUAAUUGUGCACUGAGUUAAGUUAUUGUUUAAGCUAAAAAAAAUAAGGCAUUGUAAAGGACUAGAGAUUAGUUAAUAUGUUUAAAUUAAUUACUGACUAAGCCCAAAGGUAUAUAUUCUAAUUACUGCAGACUUGAGAGGUCUCGGCCUACUGAAUGCUCCUGGAAUUACCAGGAUUUUAACCUGGUAUAACCAUUUGACAUAAACAGCAGAGUGAGAUUAAAGUGGUCUGUUCAACCUUGUCAUCUCUAAGAGCUGGGAAAUACUCAUACCUGACUAUUCAAAAUAGGUAAAAUUUUUAUCUAA